Jaculus jaculus (lesser Egyptian jerboa) is the source of this 1195-nucleotide messenger RNA. It is a transcript of the gene Dtd1, whose product is annotated as D-aminoacyl-tRNA deacylase 1. Gene Ontology annotation, cellular component: cytoplasm. Lineage: Eukaryota; Metazoa; Chordata; Mammalia; Rodentia; Dipodidae. The record is from RefSeq and is a predicted model, not a curated record. The transcript is spliced from 6 exons. Gene Ontology annotation, biological process: tRNA metabolic process. The coding region runs from base 33 to 662 and encodes 209 amino acids. Gene Ontology annotation, molecular function: D-tyrosyl-tRNA(Tyr) deacylase activity.
CGCGGCACCGCCCACUCGCCCCAGCCGCCGCCAUGAAGGCCGUGGUGCAGCGCGUCACCCGGGCCAGCGUCACAGUUGGGGGAGAGCAAAUAAGUGCCAUUGGCCGGGGCAUCUGCGUGUUGCUGGGCAUUUCCCUGGAAGACACACAGAAGGAGCUGGAGCACAUGGUCCGAAAGAUUUUAAACCUGCGUGUUUUUGAGGAUGAGAGUGGGAAACACUGGUCCAAGAGUGUGAUGGACAAACAGUACGAGGUGCUGUGUGUCAGCCAGUUUACCCUCCAGUGUGUCCUCAAGGGAAAUAAGCCUGACUUUCACCUGGCGAUGCCCACUGAGCAGGCAGAGGUAUUCUACAACAGCUUCCUGGAGCAGAUGCGAAAAACCUACAGGCCAGAGCUCAUCAAAGAUGGCAAGUUUGGUGCUUACAUGCAGGUGCACAUUCAGAAUGAUGGGCCUGUGACCAUAGAGCUGGAGUCUCCUGCUCCUGGUGCUGCUACCUCGGACCCUAAGCAGCUGUCAAAGCUUGAGAAACAGCAGCAGAGGAAGGAAAAGACCAGAGCCAAGGGGCCUUCUGAAUCAAGCAAAGAGCGAAACACUCCCCGGAAAGAAGACCGCAGUGCCAGCAGUGGGGCCGAGGGUGACGUGUCUUCAGAGCGCGAGCCAUAGGGGCAGGAAGCCGAGGCUCAGCGCAUUACCAUGAGGCAGAACUGGAUCCUGGAAAAUUUAUGAUGCUAAGUACCUACUCUGCUUUAAGAAUCUUGAACUGGAACAUGAACAGGAAGACAGAGCAAGACAUUGGGAACCUGAACACCCCUGCAGGAAAACACCGAAGGAGCACUCCAUUUUCUGGAGCGCUAUGGUCUGAGGAGGUGGUGGGUGCUAUGGUGUGGAGAAGGCACGCAACCAUGCUCUUCCCAUGGAGAGAGGGUCAUGGGAUCCCCUGCUUCCCACCACGUCUUUGCUUGCUUUUGGACCAGGCCCAGCAUCAUUUGUCCUAAAGUCCACUGUGGUGUCUUCUGCCUGUCCAUGGUUGGUCUCCAGCACGUCCCUGUUGCUCAUGCUCUUUCUAGUACUGGUUUGCAGGACAGAACAGCGUUCAGGUGAAAGGAGAGUAACUAUCAACGAUAAUGUAUUUCAUGAGAUGUUGCAUCUUAUAAAUUGUCUCUUUUUUCUAAAAAUAAAUAAUAAUAAAACCCUAA